AGUCAGUCAGAUGAACGCGGUCCGAUAUCGAUGGAGCAUCAAAAACCCUAUUUCCCCUUCCCCCCGGUAUAUAGCAUAGUUUAGUAAGAGGUGUGGCGAUCGCCGUACGCGCAUUUGGCUUCUAAGUACUACUCUCACGCUCCUCAUUGCAUAUCAAGCGCUACGCUAACCAUGUCUACCAGUGAGCUUGCUUGCGCCUACGCCGCCCUGGCUCUUCACGAUGAUGGAAUUGCAAUCACUGCGGACAAGAUUGCAGCCGUAGUAGCAGCUGCAGGGCUCUGUGUGGAAUCCUACUGGCCUAGCCUAUUUGCGAAGUUGGCGGAGAAGAGGGAUAUUGGGGACCUUCUUCUGAACGUUGGCUGUGGUGGCGGCGCUGCGGCUGCUGUGUCUGUAGCUGCUCCUGCUGGUGGUGCUGCGUCUGCUGCCGCUCCUGCCGUUGAGGAAAAGAAGGAGGAGCCGAAGGAAGAGAGUGAUGACGACAUGGGAUUCAGCUUAUUCGAUUAGAAGGCCCUUUUGUUGCGUUGUUGCAUUGCAUUAGGACAUUUUUGGGUGGUAGCCUUAUUGGAUUUAUCUUUAUUUUUCUCUGUUCAAUCGUCUCAAGUUUUUUAGUAGUGAGUUUGUAGUUCUCUUUUUCAUUUAAUUUACAAUGGUAAUUGGUCUUUUCAACUUCUGUUUGAUUACUAAAACAAUGAAAUGAGAUGAAAGCCAACCCGUGCUUCUUGGAUUGAUAA
This is a messenger RNA of Cucurbita moschata (crookneck pumpkin), 731 nucleotides long. RefSeq names its product 60S acidic ribosomal protein P1-like. The record is from RefSeq and is a predicted model, not a curated record. Bases 172 to 504 code for a protein of 110 amino acids. Gene Ontology annotation, cellular component: ribosome; cytosolic large ribosomal subunit. The transcript has 4 exons. Gene Ontology annotation, molecular function: protein kinase activator activity; structural constituent of ribosome; ribonucleoprotein complex binding. Lineage: Eukaryota; Viridiplantae; Streptophyta; Magnoliopsida; Cucurbitales; Cucurbitaceae. Gene Ontology annotation, biological process: translational elongation; cytoplasmic translation.